Molecule: messenger RNA, 870 nt
Organism: Paramecium sonneborni
Lineage: Eukaryota; Ciliophora; Oligohymenophorea; Peniculida; Parameciidae
Source: the annotation of a GenBank genome assembly
AUGAAAAAAGGAAAAAAAAAUAAAAAAGAUUCACUUAAAAAAGAAGAAGAAUAAAUUGAAAAUUUUUGGAAAGCUUAAAAAUUGAAUUUAAACUUUUUAGAAAGUUUGAAUCUUAAGAAUGAAUUUUAUCCACAAAAUAAACAAAUAUUUGUGAAUGAAUAAAUGCAUAUUUAAAAAAGAACUUCUAAAAUUAGAUGUGUAAUGAAAAAAAAUAAUAAUGCUCCUUUAAUUGAUUGUAGAACUAAAUAAAAAGUUUAAAAUUUUAUAGAGUCUUCUAAUAAUCAAUAAAUUGAAAUUGAAUAAAUAUAGAUUAUUAAUAAACAAGUUUUUUUGGAUGUUAGUAACAAUAAUGCUGUUAUUGUUAUAAGUUCAGAGGAAUCUGUAAUAUGUCUAAAUGACAUUGAAGAUCAAAUUUUAGAAGAUUAUUUAUCAUGUCAUGAUGAUUAAUAAUCUAAAACAUAAGCUUAACCAUAAAUUUAUUCAAGAGCUAGAUAACCUCCUUAAAUACCUAGAUAUUUGUAAUAUGAACCAGAAAAAUCAAGUUCUUCAUCAAUAAAUCUUAGUUAACCAUUAUCAGCUAGUUUAGUUUAUAAAUUUAUGAAUGAUGAGUAGGAUUUCUAAAGAAAUUUUGAUGAUUGGAGUUUAAGUAGUUUAGAAUCUAAAACUCCACCUAUUAAAAAUAAUCAACACUACAAUACAUUUUUAGAAUUAUAAAAAUAUUUUUCUACAAUAACUGAUUAUUAAUAUGAGGCUUUAUUAUUGGCUUAUAAUAAUAAUUAUAAACUUGUAUUGCAAAUCUUGUAAGUGGAUUAAAAGUAAAUACAAAGAUUAUUAGAUAAAAAUAAAAAUAGAAAAAAAUUGAAAAUAUGA